Messenger RNA from Sinocyclocheilus anshuiensis, 3363 nucleotides. It is a transcript of the gene epb41l3a, whose product is annotated as erythrocyte membrane protein band 4.1-like 3a. The record is from RefSeq and is a predicted model, not a curated record. Gene Ontology annotation, biological process: cortical actin cytoskeleton organization; actomyosin structure organization. Lineage: Eukaryota; Metazoa; Chordata; Actinopteri; Cypriniformes; Cyprinidae. The annotation marks the transcript as partial. Gene Ontology annotation, molecular function: actin binding; structural molecule activity. Gene Ontology annotation, cellular component: plasma membrane; cytoskeleton. The transcript has 21 exons.
CGAUCUCCAGUCAAAAUCAGCCAGAAACCCAAGAACAUGCAGUGCAAGGUGGCGCUUCUGGACGGCUCUGACUACACCUGCGUGGUGGAGAAGCGUGAUAAAGGACAGGUUCUGUUCGACAAAGUCUGCGAGCAUCUCAAUCUUCUGGAGAAAGAUUACUUUGCUGUCACAUUCCGUGACGUGGAGAAUCAGAAGAACUGGCUGGACCCUUCCAAAGACUUGAAGAAGCAGAUCAGAGGCGUCGCCUGGAAUUUCUCAUUCAACGUGAAGUUUUACCCUCCGGAGCCAGCGCUGCUGUCUGAAGACAUCACCAGAUAUUACCUGUGUUUACAGCUGCGGGAUGAUAUCGUAUCGGGUCGUUUGCCGUGUUCGUUCGCCACACACACGGUUCUGGGUUCGUAUACGGUUCAGUCGGAGCUGGGCGAUUAUGACCCGGAUGAGUACGGUUCCGAUUACAUCAGCGAGUUUCGUUUCGCGCCUCAUCAGACCAAAGAGAUGGAGGAGAAAAUCAUGGACCUGCACAAGAACUACAAAGGAAUGACGCCGGCUGAAGCUGAGAUGCAUUUUCUGGAGAAUGUAAAGAAACUGUCUAUGUAUGGAGUCGACCUUCAUCAUGCAAAGUUGAUAGGACGAUUCUUUCACUGCUUUUCUCCAGCUAAAGGAGAGGAUUCAGAGGGGGUGGAGAUCAUGUUGGGCGUGUGUUCCUCCGGGCUCCUCAUCUACCGCGACAGACUUCGCAUCAACCGCUUCGCCUGGCCCAAAGUCCUCAAGAUCUCCUACAAACGCAAUAACUUCUACGUCAAGAUCCGUCCAGGCGAGUUUGAGCAGUUUGAAAGCACGAUAGGCUUUAAACUACCCAACCACAGAGCGGCCAAGAGGCUGUGGAAGGUUUGUGUGGAGCAUCACACGUUCUUCAGGUUGGUUUCUCCAGAGACUCCGCCUAAGAAGUUCCUCACACUGGGUUCUAAGUUCCGCUACAGCGGCAGAACUCAGGCUCAGACCAGACGGGCCAGUUCCCAGAUUGUCCGUCCGGCGCCGUACUUCGAGCGUUCGACCAGCAAGCGCUACACGAUGUCACGGAGUCUGGAUGGAGCUCGGCGGACGCCAGUCAACACAGCGACAGUCAAUGUAAAUGGCACUAGACCAACAGAGAUGGGUACGGCCUUGUACGGCACGGCCAAAGGCAUUGCCAUGAGUGACCUCAUCACCACGGUAACGCCAGAGAAGAAGGUCGAGGAGAUGCGCGAGGAGGAGCGUGAGGAGGAGUGUGAGGAGACUCGACCGGUGCUGGUGGAGAGUGUGUCGGUGCUGGAGGAAGAGGACGAGAUAACGAAAGCCACGGAACCAUCGCUACCGAGCCCACUGACACCGGCCCGACAGGACACACGGACUGAUCUCACAGACACUGCUAUCGAUGGAGAUUUAACGGCCACCGAGUCGGAUCAGGAGGACGAAUCUGAAGCAAAGACGCAGGAGAUCGAGCAAACGCCAGACGAGCUGCUGAAGCAUCAGACCAACAUCAGCGAGCUGAAGCGCACGUUCCUGGAGGGAGGACCGGAGCGCACGGGGCUGACCGAGUGGGAGAAGCGUCUGUCCUCGUCUCCGCUGCGGUCUCCACGUCUGGACGAAGCGCCCAUGAUCGAGCCGCUGGAGCCGGACGAGCUCAAACAGGAAGCAGUGGUGGAGAUACAGGAAGUGGCCGCAGCCGCUCUGGAGCCGCAGGAGGAGAAGGUUGAUGUGGAGUCUGACGGGUGGGUCAUUAUAAACAAGGUUCCUCCGUUUGAACCAGAUAAACGUCCUCCAGUCAAAGCAGAAACGUUUUCUCGUAAGAUACCAGAGAAGGGUUCCACCGUAGUACAAGAACAACGUCCUCCAGUUGAGCUAGAAAAACCCUCGUCUGCCGAAUCUGAAGAGCUUCCUCCAGAGAAAACUCCUUCUAAGCUUCCAGAAAAGGUUUCUACCAUAGUACAGGAGACAUUUCCUCCAGAAAAACCUUAUUUGUUUGAAUCUGAAGAGGAUUCUCCAAGGAAAACUCCUUCUAAGAUUCCAGAAAAGUUUCCUCCAGAAAAACCAUUGUCCAUUGUAUCUGAAGAGGUUUCUCCAAGGAAAACUCCUUCUAAGAUUCCAGAAAAGGUUCCUCCAGAAAAACCCUUGUCCAUUGUAUCUGACGAGUAUUCUCCAAGGAAAACUCUUUCUAAGAUUCCAGAAAAGUUUCCUCCAGAAAAACCCUUGUCCAUUGUAUCUGAAGAGGAUUCUCCAAAGAAAACUCUUUCUAAGAUUCCAGAAAAGUUUCCUCCAGAAAAACCCUUGUCCAUUGUAUCUGAAGAGGAUUCUCCAAAGAAAACUCUUUCUAAGAUUCCAGAAAAGUUUCCUCCAGAAAAACCCUUGUCCAUUGUAUCUGAAGAGGUUUCUCCAAGGAAAACUCUUAAGAUUCCAGAAAAGAUUCCUCCAGAAAAACCCUUGUCCAUUGUAUCUGAAGACGUUUCUCCAAGGAAAACUCCUUCUAAGAUACCAGUAAAGGUUUCUACCAUAGUACAAGAAACUUUUCCUCCAGAAAAACCUUCUUUGAUUGUAUCUGAAGAGUUUUCUCCAAAGAAAAUUCCUCCGAAGGUGCCAGAAAAGGUUUCUACGGUGGUCCAAGGAAAGGUUGAACCCAUAAAGGUUCCUUCUAUUGGUUCUUCAGAGCAUGUUCCUCCUAAAGUACCACCAAAAGUCCCCCCGAAGGUUCCAGAGAAGAAACGCAUCGCCAGCUACAGAUUCACAUCCGCCUCGAGCACGGCGUCGUCCCGUGAACCUCCAGAAGAUAAACUCACCGGAUCUCUAGAGGGUUUCUCCGUUGUGUCCGAGCAGAUCAGUAAGACGCGUCUCCGCUCUCCUGUGGACCUCAGCAGAACGUCUCCGACGGCUCGAGUGCCUAAGCCCAAUUUUGAUGAGAUGUCUCCUGAGCUCACGGCACUCUUGCAGUCCACUCGCAGCUGGACUCCGUCUGCGUCUCCCGCUCCGAUCACGCAGACAAUCGCAUUACACAAGCCAUCAGAGAGUCCAGAGAGUCAUCCGGCUGAAGAAGAGGAUCAGCAGCCGCCGGCAGAGGAACUUCAGCCUCAGUCAGGUGUGGUGAGUUUCUCCAGGACUCUGUCAGGAGACACGGACACACAGAUCCACACGGAGAUGAAGACCAUCACAUACGAGUCCCUGCCGGGCGAGACGGAUGGAGACGCUGAUCCUGGCAUUCUGCUGAGCGCUCAGACCAUCACAUCAGAAACCACCAGCACCAGCACCACCACACACAUCACCAAGGUACUGACCGCUGCUGCGUUACUGACCAUCAGAACCAUCCACGUAACGGCUCUGUGUGUGUGUGUG